AUGAAGCAUAUCAGAUUGUAUCCUUUGAGGUUCCGAGAUCCGCAGAUCGAAAGCGAAUGGAUGGCCUUCUCGGCAGUGUCUUGGAGACGUUUUGCUCUCAACGACACCGUGGCGAUUGCGUACAUCAUGUUUGUAGCCUUCAACUGGCUGGUCAGCCAGCCAGACAUCAGUGCUGUUUGCUGCCUGGUCUUGCAAGUCGGCUUGACCAAGAUAUACACUCAGAGUCCGAACUUUCGAGUUUGGAUGUCCCACAUCGGGCUCGUUGGGAUCCUUGUCAGUCUGGCCUGGCAGACUGUUCGAACUUCGACCUACGUCAACACCCCAGCAACUGCUGGCAUCAUCAUCAACCCGCACCAUGUCGCCAUUGUGUUUUCCAUGGCAAGCACAUACCAGGGGCGAAGCUCAUCGAUCCACCUGACCAUGGGUCUGUUUGUGCUGCUGUCGCCUCUGAUUUGGUAUUUCACCAAUCCGAAUGUCUUCAGCAACAUCCACGGAUUCUCGGUCUUGCUCACGUACUGCAAGGUGGCCCUCACGGGCAUGCUGGCGGCCUAUGCUGAGGACCUCAAUCGCCGCGUGUCGUUCUACACUGCCAAGGAAAUCAUCAAGAUGAAGGAUGAACUCUCGCCUCCUCCAGCAGCAAUCCUCAAUGAGAUUCCCUUCUACCUUGCGGACCGCAACAUCGAUACUCGGGAGUACAUUCUGCCCAUCGGCGACAUGGCAUGCAUCCAGAACCAGUCGUGGAAGCAAAGACUAUGGGUCUACUGGCGGACCUUUGUGAUGAUGCGUUUCAUGGACGAUACGCUGGAGAUGGAGUAUCGAAGAAUCAUGACAAAGAGAUCGGUGUAUCUCUAUGUGACCACGACCGUCAUCAACGUCGUUGGAGCCAUCACCACCAAUCUACUCUCGAGCUGGACACUGAUCCAACAGGGAACUGCAACGAGCAUCACCUUCUUGAUCUACUUUCCAGUGGCCCUGAUUGCACCAAAGCUGUUCCUGCUAUCCUCCAAGAUGCGCCGGGAUCCCUGGGUGUGGCAGGCUGUGAUCCUGACCAGCGCCGUCUUCAACAUAGGCGGCUGGGUCCUGAACCAUUUUCUCUUCAUCAACAGCCAAGUUAUCGACGAUGCCACCUUCUUUCUCAGCAUCAACUGUGUCGUCAUUGCCACCUUUGCUGCUGGAUCCCAGUCGGGCCUCCUGGCCAUCUGCUACUAUCCGAUCCUGAUCGUGGUGGUCAUCUUCCAUGUCUUUACGGGCAUCUUUAUAGCCACAAACACCAUCUACAGCUACUUUGAUGUGACGGCCAUCCCGGCGACCUGCGCUGCCGCCGCCAUCAUCUGCGUGACCAGUGAAUUCGAGUCCCGCAAGCUGUACCUGCUGGCCAAAUGGUCCGAGGAGCUGAAUCUGGCUCGCUCGCCCGAAGGCGGCUUCAAGAGCCCAAAUGCACAGCUCAUGGCAACAAUCUUCCGGUCCAAGCACCAGAAGGCCAAGUCCAACACACUCAAGGCCCAAAAGAGCGGCACCAUCGCAUUUCUCCGCCUGGCGCGGCUGCUCGCGUCUCAAGCCUCCUGCUUCUCUGGAUCUGCCGACGAGCCCAGCUGCCUUGCCUUCCCGAGAUCUACCAGCGACUUUGGUCU
Polychytrium aggregatum is the source of this 1631-nucleotide messenger RNA. RefSeq lists its product as uncharacterized. The transcript is spliced from 6 exons. The annotation marks the transcript as partial. NCBI's taxonomy places the organism in Eukaryota, Fungi, Chytridiomycota, Chytridiomycetes, Polychytriales. The record is from RefSeq and is a predicted model, not a curated record.